CUCCAAGAACCAAUGGUGCCGCGACGCUUGGAUGACUCAUCGCGGCGACCGAGGCACGAGGUCAUAUGAUGCAACACUGGAGUCCAGAGGUCCGCUGGUGCGCCUUGCAGUGACAAGCCCGCGCCCUGUUGGGAGAAGAUGCCCGUGGAGGUGACCGCGGCGACCGCGGGGAUGGUCCUAGCAGAGCUGUACGUCUCUGAGCGAGAGGGAAAUGAUGCUACAGGUGAUGGAACCAAGGAGAAACCUUUUAAAACAGGUCUAAAGGCUUUGAUGACAGUGGGAAAAGAGCCAUUUCCUACCAUUUACGUAGAUUCCCAAAAAGAAAAUGAGCGGUGGGAUGUGAUUUCUAAAUCACAGAUGAAGAACAUCAGGAAAAUGUGGCACAGGGAGCAAAUGAAGAAUGAAUCCCGGGAAAAGAAAGACGCAGAAGACAAUUUGAGAAGAGAAAAGAACCUGGAAGAAGCAAAGAAGAUUACCAUCGAAAACGACCCAAGUCUUCCCAAGCCAAAAAGUGUGAAGAUUCAUGCAUUAGAAGGAUACAGAGGCCAAAGAGUAAAGGUGUUUGGCUGGGUCCACAGGCUGCGUAGACAAGGAAAGAAUUUGAUGUUUCUGGUGUUGCGAGAUGGUACAGGGUAUCUCCAGUGUGUCUUGUCAGAUAAUUUGUGUCAGUGUUACAAUGGAGUGGUCUUGUCCACUGAGAGUAGUGUUGCAGUGUACGGAAUGCUAAGCCUCACCCCAGAGGGCAAGCAGGCCCCUGGAGGCCAUGAGCUGAUUUGUGACUUCUGGGAACUGAUCGGGUUGGCCCCUGCUGGAGGAGCUGAUAACUUGAUCAACGAGGAGUCUGACGUAGACGUCCAGCUCAACAACAGACACAUGAUGAUCCGAGGAGAAAACAUGUCCAAAAUCCUGAAAGCACGUUCCAUGGUCACCAGGUGCUUCAGAGAUCACUUCUUUGACAGGGGGUACUGUGAAGUUACUCCUCCAACAUUAGUGCAAACACAAGUGGAAGGUGGCGCUACGCUCUUCAAGCUUGACUAUUUUGGGGAAGAGGCCUUUUUGACCCAGUCCUCUCAGUUGUACCUGGAGACCUGCAUUCCGGCUCUGGGAGAUGUUUUCUGUAUCGCACAGUCAUACAGGGCAGAACAAUCCAGAACACGAAGGCACCUGGCUGAAUACACCCAUGUGGAGGCAGAGUGCCCUUUCCUGACCUUUGAGGACCUCCUGAACCGAUUGGAGGACUUGGUUUGUGACGUGGUUGAUAGAGUCUUGAAAUCACCUGCAGCAAGCAUAGUGUAUGAACUUAACCCGAACUUCAAGCCCCCAAAACGGCCUUUCAAACGAAUGAACUAUUCAGAUGCUAUUAUGUGGCUAAAAGAACACAAUAUAAAGAAAGAAGAUGGAACUUUCUAUGAAUUUGGAGAGGAUAUCCCAGAAGCCCCUGAGAGACUGAUGACAGACACCAUUAAUGAGCCCAUCUUGCUGUGUCGGUUUCCUGUGGAGAUCAAGUCCUUCUAUAUGCAGCGCUGUCCCGAGGAUGCCCGCCUCACCGAAUCGGUCGACGUGUUGAUGCCCAAUGUUGGUGAGAUUGUGGGAGGCUCGAUGCGUAUCUGGGAUAGUGAAGAAAUACUGGCAGGUUAUAAAAGGGAAGAAAUUGACCCCACCCCCUAUUACUGGUACACAGAUCAGAGAAAAUAUGGCACCUGUCCUCAUGGAGGAUAUGGCCUGGGCUUGGAACGAUUCUUAACCUGGAUUCUGAACAGGUACCACAUCCGAGAUGUGUGCUUAUACCCUCGCUUUGUCCAGCGCUGCCGGCCGUAACCGAUUCCUCCCGAAGCCAAAGGCAGGAACGCAGUUCCUGAGAGCAACAGAGUGCCUCCUUCCGAAGAACAAAAGCCAAGAUCUUCCCUCCUUCAUUUCACGGGGACAUAGCGGGUUCUGUUUUCUCUUUGCUUUCUAUUCCCGCUGGCACAGAUAGCAAUCCAGAACACUGGGACAUAGGGUGACAUUAAUGUCAUUUUAGAAGAAAUAUCCUUUACAAAAUUUGGGAGAAAUACGUGGCAGGUAACUCUGCUGAUAUGAACACAUUUUAUCUAAUUGUAGGUUAUAAUUUUUGCACCAUAUAUAUAAUUAAACAGUUUUCAUUUUGAUCCAACACAUUCUGCUUACUUAACCUCUGUCCUUUUAAAUAUAACUGAAAUUCUUUAAUUUGUAUCAUUUUAAUGUAUCAAUGAGUUAAGCAUCUUGGGAAGAUUGACACCACGGUGUAAAAAUUUGCUAGUCUUAGAAUAGACUAUAAUUCAACAGUAGGUACUGGAAUCAAAUGAAUAGUCUCUUGUAUCAGCUAUUCAUCGUUUCUAAAUCUGUAUAGCUGCUUAUAAUUCUGAGACACACGCACUGAUACGGAAGAAUUUGUAAAACGUGAAAUUGCCUUAAUUUGAGGAGGAAGAAAUUUUUUCCAGUAGUUCAGUGAAUAGCAUCCUUCCUAGCAUUAUUUACAGUAAAGGCAAAUUGAUCUUCCCUCUUCCCUGGUAGCUGCUAACUAUUUAAGAAUAAAUCAGUUCCAAAGAAUUUGCAGCCAGAUCUUAAUGACAAGUGUAAGUGACUGAGCCGUUCACCCUCAUAUCUAAUCUGUACUCCCUUAUCCCUGAUUAACUCCCAGAAGGCUUUUUGAAUGGCUUUGUUUCAGAUUUGGUAAUUUAUCCUCCAAAAUGCCUGUCAUGUAUUCUCAGCUGUAUUCCCAGCAAUCAAUAAAUGGAUACAUGUUAAAACUC
Molecule: messenger RNA, 2771 nt
Organism: Molossus molossus (Pallas's mastiff bat)
Lineage: Eukaryota; Metazoa; Chordata; Mammalia; Chiroptera; Molossidae
Product: asparagine--tRNA ligase, cytoplasmic
Exons: 15
Coding region: 139-1818 (559 amino acids)
Biological process (GO): asparaginyl-tRNA aminoacylation
Cellular component (GO): cytoplasm
Molecular function (GO): ATP binding; nucleic acid binding; asparagine-tRNA ligase activity
Source: RefSeq, a predicted model, not a curated record